CGCGGGCGGGAGCGGCGGGGCGGCGCGCAUGCGCGGCGCGGGCCUAUAUACGCGCUUGGCGCCGGCGCCGGCCGAACGCGGCCGCCGCGGACACGGGCCCCACGCGCGCUAGGAUGUCCCGACGCAGCAGCCGCCUGCAGGCCAAGCAACGCACGCAGCCCGGAGCCCCGCACGACGCGCCCGCGCAGGCCAAGAAGCGCAGGACGCAGGAUGUCAAAAAGAGGAAAGAGGAGAAGCAGGAGCCGUCCAGGAAGCAGCAGUAUGAGAUCAGGAACUGCUGGCCACCUGUAUUGUCUGGCGGGAUCAGCCCUUGCAUCAUCAUUGAAACACCACACAAAGAAAUAGAGACCGGGGACUUCUCCAGGUUUACAAAUUACCGCUUCAAAAACCUUUUCAUUAACCCUUCGCCUCUGCCUGAGUUAAGCUGGGGGUGUUCCAAGGAGGUUUGGCUAAACAUGCUGAAAAAAGAGAGCAGAUAUGUUCAUGACAAGCAUUUUGAACUUCUUCACGCUGACUUAGAGCCACAGAUGAGGUCGAUCCUCCUAGACUGGCUGCUAGAGGUAUGUGAAGUAUACACACUUCAUAGGGAAACAUUUUAUCUUGCACAAGACUUUUUUGAUAGAUUUAUGUUGACACAAAAGGAUGUAAGUAAAAAUAUGCUUCAGCUCAUUGGAAUUACCUCAUUAUUCAUUGCUUCCAAACUUGAGGAAAUCUAUGCCCCUAAACUCCAAGAAUUUGCAUACGUCACGGAUGGGGCCUGCAGCGAGGAGGACAUCUUGAGGACAGAACUCAUGAUACUGAAGGCUUUAAAAUGGCAACUUUGUCCUGUCACAGUCAUCUCCUGGCUGAAUCUCUUCCUCCAAGUUGAUGCUCUUAAAGAUGCUCCUAAAGUGCUCCUACCUCAGUAUUCUCAAGAACAGUUCAUCCAGAUAGCGCAGCUCUUAGACCUAUGCAUCCUCGCCAUCGAUUCCUUAGAGUUCCAGUACAGAAUACUGGCUGCGGCGGCCCUGUGCCACUUUACCUCCAUUGACGUGGUUAAGAAAGCCUCAGGUUUGGAAUGGGACAACAUUUCAGAAUGUGUAGACUGGAUGGUGCCUUUUGCCAGCGUAAUAAAAAGUGCUAGUCCAGCAAAGCUCAAGAUAUUUAAGAAGAUUCCUAUGGAAGACAGACACAAUAUCCAGACUCAUACAAAUUUUCUGGCUAUGCUGGAUGAAGUCAACUAUGUGAGCACCUUCAGGAGGGAGGGCCAGUUGUCACCAGUAUGCAACGGAGGCAUCAUGACGCCACCAAAGAGCACCGAGAAGCCCCUGGGGAAGCCUUGAAGGACCAAAAGCGGGGCCAGAGUCAGGGAGCCUUGUAGGAAGGCCAUGCCGUGACUCUCCAGCCAGCUCACCGGUUCUCACUGCCGAGUUUCUAUUGAAAUACCCUUAAAAUUGGCACUAAAAGAAAUGAAGAAACUUAAUUGUUCCUAGCUUGGCUGUUCAAAGACAGCUGGACUUGUUUACAAAGAUGGCUUCAUUCCCAAGCCAGCUGGGCAGAAGCUGGUCACAAUUUAUGCCACAGCAAAAAAUUCUGGACCCAGUGUUACUGUGUUGAUCUGGAUAAACUAGGCAUUUGGUCUUUGAGAGUUUGGGACUGGGUAAGUGCUACCUCCACGGGUACACUGAGUGAUACAGUACUUUGAAUCUAGUUUUAAGAUUCUGAAAUUUAUACUUGAGUAGUGCAAUUUGAUUCUUAAAAAUAAAUUUUAAAAUUGUUUACAAAGGCCAAGUUUUGUAACAAGGUGACUAAUUUAUCUACAGCUACUAUAGAAAGCUGUUCUAAAACUUGAACCUUUACAAAUUGUGAAUUUUGUUUAUUUAGUUUAAUUGCCUUACCAUACAUUUUUAAUCAGUAAGGCUUAGAUGAACCUGGUGUUUAAACUGCUCUGAACAGGGAGAAUACCAAAGGAAUCAUAAAAUGCUACGGCUCCUACUUGGGGUUUAUUUGCAUAAUAAACCAUUUUGUAUAUCACAAUUUGGGUGAAAACUUAAGUACCCUAUACAUAUAUGUGUGUGUGUGUGUAAAUAUAUAUAUAUAUGGAAAAGUCACUUUAUUACUCUCAGAUAUCCCUAAGGAUCUUUUUCUUUUCCUUUAAAUUUAGUGUGACUAAGGCCUUAUUUAUGUCUUGCAAAACUCACGUGUCAAAGUGAUAAAGCUUCUAUUUUUCUUAAAGCAGAAGAGUAUUAAAUGUAUACUGACUCCUAGAAAUCUAUUUAUUAAAAGAACCUGACAUAAGAACUUGCUAAAUAUAUAGCUAUAUAUAUGAACUUGCUAUAUAUAUGAACUCCAGCCAUAAGUGGAUUUAAUUAGAAAAAAACUACUUUGAUGGCUAGUUUAUU
Molecule: messenger RNA, 2381 nt
Organism: Sorex araneus (European shrew)
Lineage: Eukaryota; Metazoa; Chordata; Mammalia; Eulipotyphla; Soricidae
Gene: CCNE2
Product: cyclin E2
Exons: 12
Coding region: 114-1322 (402 amino acids)
Biological process (GO): regulation of cyclin-dependent protein serine/threonine kinase activity; G1/S transition of mitotic cell cycle
Cellular component (GO): cyclin E2-CDK2 complex; centrosome; cyclin E1-CDK2 complex
Molecular function (GO): cyclin-dependent protein serine/threonine kinase regulator activity
Source: RefSeq, a predicted model, not a curated record